AUGCUACGGCUACUAUCACGAUUAAAGAGUCGACAACCUGGAAUUGACGACUGGGCUAUGGUAGCUGCAAUGGUAUCAAUGCCUACAAUUGAAAGUUAUAAUAGUAUUACAAAGGCUUACCUAAGACAGCGGUUUGUGAUUCCACUUUCUGCUCUGGCUAUUGUUCGUAGGUUAAAUAUAAUUGGGUUCCAAGUCAAUAGUUGCUGAUAUAUAGGUCAGUUGCAGGUCAUGGACUUGGAAAGGAUAUUUGGUCUAUACCAUUUGAAAGUAUUACAGCUAUUCUAUAUGUAAGUUAAUAUCUAAAACAUAUCGCAAUUAUUCUAAAAGUAUGUAGAUAUACUACUUUGACGAGGUACUAUAUCUUGGAAGUCUAAUGAUGAUCCGACUGUCGAUGUUAUGCCUUUAUCUUCGAAUGUUUCCUCAGAGAGGAUUUAAGAGAAUAAUAUAUGCUAUUAUAGCAAUAAAUAUUAUUUAUAGUAUAGCUUUCAUUGUUGCCUCGGUAUUUCAAUGUAUUCCUGUCCAAGCUGCUUGGACAAGGUGGGAUGGCACAGUUCCUGCUAAAUGCAUUAAUGCAAAUGCGGUCGGAUGGUCGAGUGCUUUUAUCAACAUUGUGUUACACGCUAUUAUCAUCAUCCUUCCAUUACCCAUGUUAAUGAGGCUUCUCAUGUCAUGGGAACAAAAUAUUCAGACCCUAAUAAUGUUUGGCCUCGGAUCUCUGUUAGUAUUUAGAAAUCAUAUUUCUAAGAAUCAUAACUAAUUUAGAAAAUCUAAGGGUUAUUAUUGUUAGUAUCUUACGACUCACAAUGCUUGUCAAGUUUGCAAAUACCCAGAACAUAACAUGUAAGACUUUUUUAUUCCCCUAGUAUAUAAUAGCUAACCAUAUAGGAAGGGGACUAUGUUCCUGUAGGCUAUUGGAGUACUAUUGAGGUUCAUGUCAGUGUUAUCUGCGCAUGUUUACCGGCGCUGCCUUCUCUAUUUCACAGGAAAGCACCGGUUACACCUCGACAAAAUAGCCUACAGCCAGGACCAAUUCAAACCGUUGGGAAGCCAAAGAAUCGCGAUUCAGACAUCCUCCCACUUCUAAAGAUAGUGAGUGUACAUGAGCAGAGAGUCGGUCUUUCUCAAUAA
This is a messenger RNA of Hymenoscyphus albidus, 1128 nucleotides long. Lineage: Eukaryota; Fungi; Ascomycota; Leotiomycetes; Helotiales; Helotiaceae. The record is from the annotation of a GenBank genome assembly.